GUGGCCAGGCGCCCGACCCGACACAUACACCACUGUAGUUGACGAGCUCGGUCACCAUCCAGCAGUGCUCCAGCAUGCGUGAGAUCGUCCACCUCCAGGCCGGGCAAUGUGGCAACCAAAUUGGCUCAAAGUUCUGGGAGGUGAUCAGUGACGAGCAUGGCAUCGAUCCUCAAGGCCAGUAUCAUGGAUCACACGAACUUCAGCUGGAGAGAAUCAAUGUCUACUACAACGAAGGGCAAAAUGGGAAGUAUGUACCGCGCGCCGUCCUAGUUGAUCUGGAACCUGGCACCCUCGACUCUAUAAGAACGUCAACCUACGGCAAGUUUUUCAAGCCUUCCAACUGUGUUUUUGGUCAGAGUGGUGCUGGCAACAACUGGGCGAAGGGUCACUACACUGAGGGCGCUGAGCUGGUGGAUUCUGUUAUUGACAUCGUGAGACAAGAAGCAGAGGACUGCGACUGUUUACAGGGCUUCCAACUGAAACACUCUCUGGGAGGUGGAACAGGCUCAGGCAUGGGCACCUUACUUAUCUCCAAAAUUAGGGAAGAGUAUCCAGAUAGGAUCAUGAACACAUUCUCUGUCAUGCCGAGCCCCAAGGUGUCUGAUACAGUGGUGGAGCCGUACAAUGCCACGCUCUCUGUGCACCAACUUGUUGAGAACACAGACGAGACGUACUGUAUUGACAACGAGGCGCUCUAUGACAUCUGCUUCAGAACGCUAAAGCUGGCCACCCCAACAUAUGGUGACCUUAACCACCUAGUGUCACUCACUGUCUCAGGUAUCACCACUUGCUUGAGAUUCCCCGGCCAACUGAAUGCUGAUUUAAGGAAGCUGGCGGUCAACAUGGUGCCGUUUCCUCGUCUUCAUUUCUUCAUGACGGGCUUUGCACCGCUCACUUCCCGAAGCAACCAAGGAUUCCAAGCGUUGUCCGUUCCUGAGCUUACCACACAGAUGUUUGAUGCCAAGAAUAUGAUGGUUGCAUGUAACCCAGGAAACGGACGUUACCUCACUGUAGCUGCGGUGUUCCGUGGCCGCAUGUCCAUGAAAGAAGUAGAUGAACAAAUGCUUAAAAUGCAGAACAAGAAUACCUCACAUUUUGUUGAGUGGAUACCCAACAACGUGAAGACUGCUGUGUGUGACAUACCUCCCCGUGGCUUGAAAAUGUCAGGCACAUUUAUUGGGAACUCUACUGCCAUUCAGGAGCUAUAUAAGCGUAUCUCUGAGCAGUUCACCGCCAUGUUUCGUCGUAAGGCUUUUCUCCACUGGUAUACUGGGGAAGGCAUGGAUGAGAUGGAGUUCACAGAGGCAGAGUCCAACAUGAAUGACUUGGUAGCCGAGUAUCAGCAGUACCAAGAGGCCACAGUUGAAGAUGAAAGUGUGUACGAUGAUGAUGAGGAACCAUUGGAAGAUUCUCAAGGGAGUGCUGACUACCCCUAUGAUGAGUACUAAAUGAGAGCAACCACAACACUGGCAUCCAGACACUCAGACCACCACCACAACACCUAGAUCUAAAAACUGAUGUGAGGACAUAUAAGAAGGGGAAAAAAUGAACUGAAGUACUUGUUAUAGAAUACUCGCAUAUGGUCUAACAAAAAUAACAUGGCGUGCUCCCACACACACAUACAUACAUACAUACAUACAUCCAUCCAUCCAUCCAUCCAUCCUUGACGACCGGAGGGUCAAGACCUAUCGGGUGC
Homarus americanus (American lobster) is the source of this 1696-nucleotide messenger RNA. RefSeq names its product tubulin beta chain-like. Gene Ontology annotation, molecular function: structural constituent of cytoskeleton; GTPase activity; GTP binding. Gene Ontology annotation, biological process: microtubule cytoskeleton organization; mitotic cell cycle. Bases 75 to 1448 code for a protein of 457 amino acids. NCBI's taxonomy places the organism in Eukaryota, Metazoa, Arthropoda, Malacostraca, Decapoda, Nephropidae. Gene Ontology annotation, cellular component: cytoplasm; microtubule. The transcript has 7 exons. The record is from RefSeq and is a predicted model, not a curated record.